AUGAUCGAGUCCGUCAGCCCCUCGUCUCUGCGUGGCGCUCACUCUCCAUUCAACAACACCCCUCCUUGUAAUCGCCCUCAAUUCCAGCCCGUCAGUCUCUCCAUCUCGUUCCUCCGCCUCACCCCAUGGACGCAGGGGGAGAAGCCAGCACACGUGGGAGGAAGACGCCUCGUCGCAGCGCUGUCUCAGCGGCUUGCCUCCGAGCGCGUGGAGGAUGCAGUGAGGCAAGCUCAGGAGGAUGCAGUGAGGCAAGCUCAGGAGGAUGCAGUGAGGCAAGCUCACGAGGAUGCAGUGAGGCAAGCUCAGGAGGAUGCAGUGAGGCAAGCUCAGGAGGAUGCAGUGAGGCAAGCUCAGGAGGAUGCAGUGAGGCAAGCUCAGGAGGAUGCAGUGAGGCAAGCUCAGGAGGAUGCAGUGAGGCAAGCUCAGGAGGAUGCAGUGAGGCAAGCUCAGGAGGAUGCAGUGAGGCAAGCUCACGAGGAUGCAGUGAGGCAAGCUCACGAGGAUGCAGUGAGGCAAGCUCAGGAGGAUGCAGUGAGGCAAGCUCAGGAGGAUGCAGUGAGGCAAGCUCAGGAGGAUGCAGUGAGGCAAGCUCAGGAGGAUGCAGUGAGGCAAGCUCACGAGGAUGCAGUGAGGCAAGCUCAGGAGGAUGCAGUGAGGCAAGCUCAGGAGGAUGCAGUGAGGCAAGCUCAGGAGGAUGCAGUGAGGCAAGCUCAGGAGGAUGCAGUGAGGCAAGCUCAGGAGGAUGCAGUGAGGCAAGCUCACGAGGAUGCAGUGAGGCAAGCUCAGGAGGAUGCAGUGAGGCAAGCUCAGGAGGAUGCAGUGAGGCAAGCUCAGGAGGAUGCAGUGAGGCAAGCUCAGGAGGAUGCAGUGAGGCAAGCUCAGGAGGAUGCAGUGAGGCAAGCUCAGGAGGAUGCAGUGAGGCAAGCUCAGGAGGAUGCAGUGAGGCAAGCUCAGGAGGAUGCAGUGAGGCAAGCUCAGGAGGAUGCAGUGAGGCAAGCUCAGGAGGAUGCAGUGAGGCAAGCUCAGGAGGAUGCAGUGAGGCAAGCUCAGGAGGAUGCAGUGAGGCAAGCUCACGAGGAUGCAGUGAGGCAAGCUCAGGAGGAUGCAGUGAGGCAAGCUCAGGAGGAUGCAGUGAGGCAAGCUCACGAGGAUGCAGUGAGGCAAGCUCAGGAGGAGAAGGCGAGCAAUGAAAGAACGAGUGCAAACAAGAGCGUGAAAAUAUCAACAGAAGGGAGAUCUCUUAGCCGCAUUCAGGAGGGGUCGAAGCUGCAUGCACGCGCGCUCGCCAGCAGCGGCACUUCUCCCUCCUCGCCUCGCCGUUCCUCCACAGGCGAGCAGUGGUCAGCAGGGCAGCAGUGGUGCCUGCCGUGCGUCAUCCCCCUGCCGCCAUCCCACAGUUUGCCGCUCGCCGCAGUCCGUUCGGCAGCCUCAGGUGCAGCAUCGCCUCUAGAUCCAAGGAGCAGCAUCGCCUCUAGAUCCAAGGAGCAGCAUCGCCUCUACAUCCAAGGAGCAGCAUCGCCUCCAGGUCCCCAGCAGCUCCUCGCCAGCAGCAGCAGCCAGGCCUCAGUGGUGAGCAGCAUCGCCUCAGUGGUGAGCAGCAUCGCCUCAGUGGUGAGCAGCAUCGCCUCAGUGGUGAGCAGCAUCGCCUCAGUGGUGAGCAGCAUCGCCUCAGUGGUGAGCAGCAUCGCCUCAGUGGUGAGCAGCAUCGCCUCAGUCGUGAGCAGCAUCGCCUCAGUCGUGAGCAGCAUUGCCUCAGUGGUGAGCAGCAUCGCCUCAGUGGUGAGCAGCAUCGCCUCAGUGGUGAGCAGCAUCGCCUCAGUGGUGAGCAGCAUCGCCUCAGUGGUGAGCAGCAUCGCCUCAGUGGUGAGCAGCAUCGCCUCAGUGGUGAGCAGCAUCGCCUCAGUGGUGAGCAGCAUCGCCUCAGUGGUGAGCAGCAUCGCCUCAGUGGUGAGCAGCAUCGCCUCAGUGGUGAGCAGCAUCGCCUCAGUGGUGAGCAGCAUCGCCUCAGUGGUGAGCAGCAUCGCCUCAGUGGUGAGCAGCAUCGCCUCAGUGGUGAGCAGCAUCGCCUCAGUGGUGAGCAGCAUCGCCUCAGUGGUGAGCAGCAUCGCCUCAGUGGUGAGCAGCAUCGCCUCAGUGGUGAGCAGCAUCGCCUCAGUGGUGAGCAGCAUCGCCUCAGUGGUGAGCAGCAUCGCCGAUGAAGCAGCAGCAGCAUCGCCGAUGAAGCAGCAGUCGUUGCUCCUCAUCAAGAUCAGUAGCCGUUGCUCCUCAUCAUUAGGCUCAGAAGGAGAGCAGCGAAGUGCAGCAGCAAGCCUUGGACCUGCACAAAUCAAGCCGGUCAGCAUCAGUGCCUGA
Molecule: messenger RNA, 2352 nt
Organism: Closterium sp. Naga37s-1
Lineage: Eukaryota; Viridiplantae; Streptophyta; Zygnematophyceae; Desmidiales; Closteriaceae
Source: the annotation of a GenBank genome assembly